CACUUUUCCUUUCCAAUCAUUGCUGUCUGGGUCGCUUUAACCUUUCUUUAUCCUCUUGCGCCUCCAACUUUGAGUACUAGUGUGUCCUGAGGAGGCACACGGGGGCGUUUUUGUGACAUGUGUCUCCACCGAGGAAUCCUAUGCCUAAAUGCCCAUAUUGUACAGGUAUAAAUAAGUAUAUCUGGAACUUGCAGAGAAGACUUUCUUCAGGAUCACCUCAAACUCACUUCAAUACAGCUCAUUUAUUUAAAACCCUACAAAUCAGCCAGCCCUUUGCCUUACUUCCAGGCAACUCCAGCAUCAUGCUGACUCUAAUCACUCUGGUCAGCGGGGCACUGUACCUGACAUAUCAACUCCUGCGCUCCAUCCGACAAACAAUCAGAAACCGCAGAACCGCAAAAUCGCUGGGUUGCGAGCCUCCACAAAAGAUCCCAUCUGAUCCUCUCGGUCUCAAGAGUUUCUUCGAACUCGCACGGGCAGCGAAGGACAGCCGCGUAGUCGAAUAUAUUGCGGGGUUCUACGAUCAGUAUGGACCCACGUUCAGCUUGACCGGGCUAGGAGGAGUCUCGAUUCUGUCCACGGUUGAGCCUGAAAAUCUGAAAGCCCUCUUAGCCACCCAAUUCCAUGACUUCAGCCUGGGUACCCGCCACCGUGAGUUCUAUCCCCUGCUUGGGAACGGCAUCUUCACACUAGAUGGUGCGGGCUGGUCGCAUGCCCGGGCGUUGUUACGGCCGCAGUUCACGCGGGAUCAGGUGGCGGAUCUAGAUCUGAUGGACGGUCACGUCUCCCGACUGAUCGAGCUGAUCCCGAAGAAUGGCAGCGAUUUCGAUAUCCAGCGCCUCUUCUUCCUACUGACCAUCGAUUCCGCAACGCACUUUCUGUUCGGCGAGUCGGUCAACGCGAUGCACUCUUCCGGCCACGCCGGGGUUCUGGAGAAGACAACAGUCGGGGAUGCACAGGGCUUCGCGGAGGCAUUCAACCUGUCGCAGGAGUACCUUUUCACCCGCAACCGGUUCAUGGGCCUGUACUGGCUGGUCAACCCGAAGGAGUUCCAAGACGCCAACAAGCGCGUGCAUGAGGUCGUCGACCACUAUGUCCGACUGGCGCUGGCUUCGAAGAACAACCCGAACAAGAGUGCGGAUCGAUACAUCUUCGCCGAGGCGUUGGCCGCGGAGACGGACGAUCCGAGGGUCCUGCGCGAUAACAUGCUCAAUAUUCUGCUAGCAGGACGUGACACGACGGCCAGUCUGCUGAGCUCGGCGUUCUUCUACCUGGCGCGUCAUCCCGCCGUCUGGGACCGGCUGCGGCGGGCUAUCGUCGAGGAAUUCGGUGAUCGUGUGCAUCCGCGGGCGAAGAUCACGCAGGCGCGGUUGAAGGAUAUCCCAUAUCUGCGGUAUUUCCUGAACGAGGUCCUCCGUCUGCUGCCCCCCGUGCCACUCAACUUCCGUGUCGCUGUCAAAGACACUUCACUCCCGGUGGGCGGCGGCCCGGACGGCAAGGCCCCCGUGUUUAUUCGCAAGGGCCAGCUGGUCACGUACUCCGUAUAUGCGAUGCACCGGCGGGAGGACCUCUACGGGCCUGAUGCGCGAAGCUUCCGGCCGGAACGCUGGGAGGAGAACGCCAUCCGCGGGUGGGAUUUCCUGCCGUUCAACGGCGGACCCCGGAUCUGUCUUGGUCAGCAAUAUGCCCUGACCGAAGCGAGCUAUACCCUGGUCCGCCUGCUGCAGCAUUUCGACCGGAUCGAAAAUGCCGCACCGGCGGUGGAGGAGCCCCGGAUCAUGUCCAAUCUGACUUUGUCGCAUUUACAUGGGGUGGAUAUUCGCCUGUACCCGGCGGCAUCGUAGGAUGUUUUUUUUUCUUUCUGUAUGCGUCGAUGUAUAUGUUUUUUAAGCGAUAUGCAACCCACCUCGUAUCGGGUGAGACAAGUCUACAUUGCCGCGGGCGGAUGCGACUCCCCCCCCC
This is a messenger RNA of Aspergillus brunneoviolaceus CBS 621.78, 1962 nucleotides long. Its product is annotated as cytochrome P450. The transcript is spliced from 4 exons. Gene Ontology annotation, molecular function: oxidoreductase activity, acting on paired donors, with incorporation or reduction of molecular oxygen, reduced flavin or flavoprotein as one donor, and incorporation of one atom of oxygen; heme binding; iron ion binding. The coding region runs from base 303 to 1844 and encodes 513 amino acids. Lineage: Eukaryota; Fungi; Ascomycota; Eurotiomycetes; Eurotiales; Aspergillaceae. The record is from RefSeq and is a predicted model, not a curated record.